AUGCGCCCACGUCUUGCCCAAAGCUAUCGAGAAAUUGCGGAACAGGUCAAGCUGCCUGGAUGCGAAGACCCCAAAGCGGAUAUGACAAAGGCUGUGUAUAACUGGCUUUGCGACGAACAGAACGGAAACUGGUUGAUUGUCCUGGACAACGUAGACAACGCAUCCGUAUUCGUGCCAGCGACAAGCAACGGAGCUUCUCCUUCCCUUGGAAGCUACGUGCCUCCAAAGAAGCACGGCUCAGUCCUCAUAACAAGCCGGUCCAAGAACGUCGCUCUACAGCUAACCGACCAUGAUAAAGUCGUGGAAAUCAAUCCCAUGGUCGAUACAGAUGCAGAAGUUCUUCUUAGGAAGAAAAUCCGACUCGAAGGACAUGGGGACGGUGUUCCUGAGCUUGCUGCUGCGCUAGAUUUUAUGCCACUUGCUCUUGUGCAGGCUGGGGCGUACAUCAGGAACCAAGGUCCACGAUGUUCGGUUCAGAGAUAUCUUGAGAAGUUCUAUAAAAGCGAUAAGAACAAGACGUGGCUACUGAAGCACACCGAACCAGACCAAUUGCGAAGGGAUCAUGAAGCCAGCCAUUCUAUCCUUGUAACAUGGCAGAUUUCAUUCGAGCACAUAUUGGAAACCAGAUCAUCGGCCGCCGACUUGUUGUGCCUCAUGAGCUUCUUUGACCGUGAGGGCAUUCCGGAAACGCUUCUUCGAGGACCACCAAGUGGCAGUAACGGAGGACCGACUAAUUCUGGUAGAGAGGCUAAUAGGCAGAACGAUGAAGACUCCGAUAGCUCCGAUGACAGCAUUUCUGAGUUUUUUGGGGGUGACAUUACGAUGUUGCGGAGCUAUUCUUUCGUUUCGUACUCGACCCAGCCUGACGUGUUUGAUAUGCACGCCCUCGUGCAGUUGGCGACGCGAGACUGGCUCACGACGCAGAACCAGCUCGAACAGUGGAAGUGCCAAUUCAUCACGAAUCUUUAUGAAGGCUUUCCCAAACCCGAUUUCGAAAAUUGGUCCAGAUGUCGAAUGUGUUUCCCACAUGUCAAAGCAGCAUUAAAACACGAGCCAAAGACCAAGGAUUUGCAAAUCAAAUGGGCUAAACUCUUGUUCCUUGCGGGGAGGUUCGCUAGAGAAGACGGAAUCACUUCUGAUGUAGAAGUCAUGUCUAUCAAAGCGAGAAAUACGUUCACCAGAUGGCUUGGCGAUACGCAUAACUAUACGCUGGCCUGCACAGAACUGUUCAGCUUGGUGUUGUCACGGAGAGGUCAAAUGGAGGAAGCCGAGAAAACGCUCGAGGAAGUGAUGCAGACGCGAAUAAGAACUCGUGGCCCUGAGCACAAAGAAACGUUGAACAGCAUGGCUAAUCUAGCGACAAUGUACUCGAUUAAUGAUCAGCCCAACAAGGCACAUGCGCUAGACUUGCGAGUUAUGCAUCUGAGAACUCGACUGCUUGGUCCAAAUGAUCCAGAGACCAUGGCAAGUGUUGCCAAUGUGGCAAAAACUUACCUCCAGAUGGGGCAGCUUGAACAAGCCGAAGAACUCUACAGAAGUGUCGUAGCAUGGGAUUCGAGAAAUCACGGGAGUGAUCAUUACAUCACCUUGAUGCAUACGGACGAUCUUGCGAUCGUGUUGUGGAAGAGGGGGAAUUGGAAAGAAGCCCAGCAACUGUUGAUCCCGACCGGUCAAAAGCUUGAGCAGAUAUUUGGAGCAGACUCUCUCCAUGCUACAGCAAGCAAGAGUUAUCUAGCGUUGACGUAUCACAACGAAGGGCGCCUACAGGAGGCGGAGGAGCUGGAGGUGCACCUGAUGGAGGUGAAGCGUAGAAAUUUCGGAUCCGAAAACAUUCAUACCUUGAAUGCCAUGAACAACGUUGGAAGAACGCGCAUCAAGCUGGGACGUUUUCCGCGGGCACAAAUCCUACUGGAAGAAGUUACAGAGCUGCGUCUAAAGAUCCUUGGACCAGAUCAUCCGGAGACUUUGAUGGGACUCUUCGAUUUGACUCUCGCAUUGUGGAUGCAGGGAUACUGGGAAAGCGCAGACCAGCUGGAGUUGCAAACAUUGAGAGCAGACCAUAAAGCAUCCCCAGACGGCUCAGGUUUGACCAGCUUUCGUGGCGCUGCGGCGCUAUCGCACCGGUCUACUGGAAAUUGGAAGCAAGUCUACCAGUAUCAGAGCCGAGUGAUUGUAGAAUACGCCAGGGCUUACGGUGUCCUUGACGUAAAAGUUCUGGUCAGCAUAGGAAAGCUCGCAAGAUCGUUCAAGGACGGAGGCAAGCGUCUACAGGCAAUCGCGGCUAUGAAGAAGUUUUUGCGACUCGGAGGGGAAAUUAUUGGCUGCAUGCAUCCUAGCUUGUUCCGUUUUUGGUUGCUUCUAGAGGAAUGGUAUGCGGACCCAAAGUAA
This is a messenger RNA of Didymosphaeria variabile, 2388 nucleotides long. RefSeq lists its product as uncharacterized. The transcript is spliced from 2 exons. The coding region runs from base 1 to 2388 and encodes 795 amino acids. Lineage: Eukaryota; Fungi; Ascomycota; Dothideomycetes; Pleosporales; Didymosphaeriaceae. The record is from RefSeq and is a predicted model, not a curated record. Gene Ontology annotation, molecular function: protein binding.